Molecule: messenger RNA, 2727 nt
Organism: Heterostelium album PN500
Lineage: Eukaryota; Evosea; Eumycetozoa; Acytosteliales; Acytosteliaceae
Exons: 4
Coding region: 1-2727 (908 amino acids)
Source: RefSeq, a predicted model, not a curated record
AUGAGUAAAUUACAUAUAUCUUCAUCGUCGUCGUCGUCAUCCUCUGGACAUGGACAUGUCCAUGGUCAUGUGGUUCAUGGACACGUUGGCUUAAUGGAUACACAGAUCACAAAUUUGGAAUCGUUAUUGGUCAAGAUGGAAGAGACACUGAAUGAUUCCGACUAUAAAGACAACAGCUACAACAAGGUCAGAAAGAGAAAGAACGACAAGGAAGAGAGACACCUGCUAGCACGUCUCGGUGUAUUGAUGCGUCAUCUCAUUGAGUUCAAAGGUGAUCGUUCAAUGGUGCACAUAUUCCAUCUCCGAUUCAUACACACCGCUCAACCGAUAAAACGACAUCGUCUCGCCAAGAUCACCUCACAAAUCACUGAAUACAUUAGAAUUAUGAACAAGUCGAUACCGGGUGGCGCUGCUGCUGCUCUUGGAAUAUCCAACGAUUCUCCACCACUCUCACUUAAUAUCAAUAGCAAUAGCAACAACAACAACAAUGAAUCAGAAUCACAAUUACAACAAUCAUCAAGUAUAAUAUCAAAUUCAAGUUCAAACAACAACAAUAAUAAUAACAAUUCACCUGGUUUAUUACAUCUAAGUUUAGUUAAUAGUAAUAACGGUAUAAAUGUAUUAAAAGAUAAUGUAAAAGAUAAUAAUGUAAAAGAUAGUAAUAAUAAUAAUAAUAAUUUAGUAAAUAGUUUAAGUAGUAGUAAUAAUAAUAAUAGUAUUAAUAAUAAUAGUGGUAGUAAUAGUAGUAGUAGUACACCUUCUCCUUCACCUGGACAUAUGUCACCGGGGUUAUCAUCAUCUUCACCACCACCAGCAUCAUACUUUAUUAAAGAGGCACCGGAAGUAAAGAUUGCGCGUGAACUACUCGAUUAUCUUACAUCGCAUCGUGUCGAUCCAGAUAACUCUUUGGUUGGCUGUGAGCUUAGUUCGUCGUAUGUAGAUGGUCUCUUUAAGUAUAGAUCACAACACUCUUUCAACAAACGAUCUCUUAUCAACAUGAUAAAGAACUGGGGUUCACUCAAAGACGAAUCACUAAUCAAAGAUGUAAGACGUAUGUCCAACGUACUCAACAGUCUCGAUUUUAAACGUGGUGAAUUAGUUAUCGUUGAUAUCAGCAGUAGUAAUAAUCAACAACAAAUAAAUCAAUUGAAAUCAUCAAAUAAUAGUAGUAAUAAUAAUAGUAACAAUAACAAUAAUAACAGUAACGAUGAUGAUGAUGAUUUCUUUGAUUUAGAUGAUAUUGAUACAAAUAAUAAUAACAAUAACAAUAAUAACAACAAUAACUAUAAUAAUAAUAAUAAUAAUCAAGAUGAAUCAAUAGAAUUAAGUGGUUCAAAUGAACAUAUUAAUCGUAGUUGUAAGGUGUAUACUAAUCCAUCGGAGGAUUCAAAGACUGCUCUUGCCACUUUUAAUAUUGCCAAUGUCUACAAACUCAGUCCAGAGAUCUUAGAGUUGAUUCGCUCAGAGAAGAGUACUAGCAAGUUGAUCUCAGACCCUUCGAUUCCUUUCAAUCAUAUGCUCACCUACAAGGAGAAUGAAAUACUACAUCGCUACUUGGAGAGACGUGGUGUCGACAGCUCGUUGCUCACUCGAGAGAUUCUCGAUGGAUCCGCCAAGAACAAGCUGUCGCAGUGGUGGCUUGCUCUGAUUCGUGAGAAUACAGAAUCGUUCCUCUCGAAACUAUCAUUCGACUUUAAUGCAGUACCUGCCGACUACCUUGAGAAACCACCUCAAAACAUUGCUGCCGUAAGAUAUAAUUUGGAUUUAUUACAUAAUCUAUUACCAUCAAAUGGUGAAGAUACACAUAUUAGGAUUCAAUUUAAGAAAUUAGUUGAAAAAUUAAAUCAUUCGAUCUAUCCUGUGAUUGAAUUGUUUGUUUUGAAAUGUAAAUUAGUAAUUUUAGAUUCGUUCGAUGCUUUGGAGAAUACAUCGAUUGCACAGAUGGAAACGAGUGGACAUCUAGAAAUGUCUUAUCUAAAGGAGUUGUUCAACAGACGAAAAGAUGUAACCGAUAAACAUCGUUGUAAUCAGAUCGAACGACUCUACAAAGACAUUGAGUAUAUCUUGGAGAUGAAGCGAUUAGAGUUGAACCCAAGUGAGAAACGAUUGGAUAUUGUGCCGAUCUCUGGUAUUGCAUUCGGUAGACUGCACCGUCUUGAGAAUGAAAUGAGAACCGUACUCGAUAUUUGGAAACAUCUCGAUACCAAUCACCACCAAGCUCAGCAGCUACAAAAUUUGGCAAACUCAAUGGCCUCCAGUGGUAUCAGUAUUGGCAGUGGAAACAACUCACCGGGACACUCACCAAAGAAUUCGUUUCUAAAAUUUGGAACUUCUCCUAACAACUCACACGCUGACCACGUUCCACCACAAAAACCACUCCCACAGCCACCAAAGAAGGCUCCAAAGGAAGAGAAACGUUGGAAUGAACCGUAUAAACCAAUCAGUCGCCUUUUAUCGCAACAGAUCUUAACUAGUCAGAGGAUAAAGACACAACCACUCUCUCAACAACACCGAAAUGAGCUAACAGGCAGUGGAUCUACUUCCACUCGUGACAUACCAUCGGCAUCAUCGAUAUUCCAACACACCCCACCCGCUUCGACCACACCAAGCGACUUCCUCCGAUCACCAUCCCCUUCAUCUCAAAUGAAUUCAUCUUCCUCCAACUCUAAUUCUGGUGACAGUAUUCCAUUCGCAGAAGUCCACGAAUAUAACAACAGUGAUAAUUAA